Messenger RNA from Anopheles funestus (African malaria mosquito), 7245 nucleotides. Its product is annotated as protein folded gastrulation. The coding region runs from base 2309 to 4735 and encodes 808 amino acids. The record is from RefSeq and is a predicted model, not a curated record. Lineage: Eukaryota; Metazoa; Arthropoda; Insecta; Diptera; Culicidae. The transcript has 4 exons.
GGCUGUGGUGGCUGCUUUUCUCGUUGAGUAAGUUGGAUUUGAACAGCCGCGGCAAGUGAACCGUUUGCUUUUCUCUCGUCGGCUCGCGCGUUGAAAGCCUGUGCUCGGUGCCGAGAAAGGAAGGAAAACAAAAGAAAAGAAACAAUACAACACACAGUUCGUGCGUGUUUUGUGUGCGUAUUUAUGUGUCUCAAGGUGCAUUGAGUAUAAAAAUAAAAUGAAGAAAAAAUCGCAUAGUGCAACAGUUUGGUUUUGUGUGUUUAUCAACAGCCAGCAUUUUUAAUCGUUUGGAUUGAGUGGUUCGAAAGAUUGUCUCAAAAAAGGGAAAAAUAUUUGAGAAAAACGAUUCGUUCAACCAUUUUGUUGCGGAUAGAUUUUUAUAGAAAAAAAGGAAUUGCUAAUAGCGAUCAGCAGUGCAUAGUGCUUGUCUUUCUGGUUGGUGAGAGUGAUUGCUAUGACAGAGUGGUACGGAAUAAGUUAAUCCACUCUACGAAACGAUCUUCCUCUUAUUACAGCCCAAAGUGUUAUCAAAAAGGCAAAGGUUGCGGCAACAAUCUGCUGCCACACAAGGAGGGAUCUGUACGUAGUUUUCGUGGUAGUAGUGAACGUAGUUCUGUGCAUUCGGCUUUGAGCUCCCUUUUGGACAAGGUGUAAAGUGUCAAUAAAAAGCAAAAGAGCAAAAGUGAGAGGUUGCCAAGUGACCGCAUCCAUUUGUCGCCCUUCUUCUUUGUAAAAUGUAACGCUGUGUAUAAUAUAUUUUAUGUGCCAAAUGUGUGUAGCGUAAAGAAUGCUUUCAAAAAUAGAAGGUUACUUGGUAUGCUUAAAAUUUUAUCUAUGAAUGUAAACGCUAAUCAUGUGUGUCCUGUGAAAACCGUGAUUUGAACAACGAAAGAUUUCUAUCAUUUUGUUAAAAGAGUGUCUAAUUCGUAAAAAAGUAGCUGGUGAAUCGUAUGUGCAUGUGCCUUGGCGUUAAGUUUUGUUUGACUGUAUAGAUGUGUGUGACCUACUUCACGGGCAAUACUAACUGAAGGUAUUAGUUUGAUCUUGCUGUCCCCAAGGAGUGAUCGUCAAUAAUUUGCUUGAUCUGUUAAAACGAGAGGCGUUUAUUUUAAGAACCCCUAAAUCGUGGUAGUGUGGAAACUCUUGAGGAGUAGCAACUGAUCUUUGCCCAGUUAAUUAACUACGCGACUGCUUAAUAUAUACGAUCACACGUGUAGUGUUUGGAGAAACAAACAAACGACCUAGAAAGAUCCGAUCGAUUCAGUGUCAAGUUUGACACAAACAAAACAAAUCAAAGCAAUCGUGUGUAACAAAAGAAAAGCUGAGCAGCAUACGACAAUGACCUCCUGGAACUGUACUGAAUGAGGAUGAUAGUCGAUGACCUCCAGCACAAUCGGAGCACCACUGGCGGUCCUGCAUUCGAGCAUCCACUAGACAUAAUGAUGGGUAUUUCGAACGGACACCAUGGGGAAUAAGCCACGUGAAUGUUGGAAUCUGAUCCAUAAAUCACAAUAUUUAAAGGAAAAAGAAAACACAUCGGCACGAGUUAAGGGUGGAAAAUAAAUAAUGUUAAAGCAAACGGUGAAAAAAAAGAACAAACGGCAAGCGGAACAAGAGCCAACUGCGAAGAAAAUGUAAAAAAAAAACGAGCAAAGAGAGAAAAUAGAAUCGGUAACUAUGACAAGCUUUACGAAAGAGGAGAAUGCGUAAAGGUUGAUUCCAAACGAGCCACGAACAGAGAACGAAAAAUAAGGAAUUGCUAGUAAUUAGACGCGAUUUCGACGAUCAUCGAGAUUGAAGGAUGUGAAGAAUAUUUCCUUAACACUACAUCACCAGAACGCACCGGACAUCCGGAUCUGAAAAGUGUUGUGAAUGUGUAUUGCUUGAAAAAGCAAUUGUGUGAAUGAAAAAGAUCGGUGUAUGUUUUAUGGUAUGUUAAGGAUGUGAGCAGCUCUGCUUGGGAGUGGUGAGUGUUUGCCGAUUGAUAGAAUCGAUGAAAAUAUUCAUGUGAUCAGAGUGUUUAGUUCGUGCGUGAUAAUUGUAUAUAUUACUGUUCCAUUGGAACUGUUAAAAAUCGCUCGAAGUGCUGCUAUUGCCAUCAAACUGUUUUGUAGAACUUGUUGAAUACAUUUAUCGUGUAUGCUGCCUGGAUCGAGAAAUAACUCUGUAUUAAAAUUUUAUGUAAAAGAUACAAUUGUGGCAGUAACUAUUAAGAUUGCCGAUCGAAACAUGUACUAGUGGUUGCUGUUCCAGUAGGAAAUUGCAGUCAACUAUUAAAACGUAAAAUUGAACGAAAAUAUCGACCUUAAUGUUAUCGGUGAAACAUAAAAUGGUAACCGGAAGGACGAUGGCGUUAUACUGUUGGUGUUUACUGCUAGCAGUACUAGUAACUGAUGCACUUCCCAUCACCUCGAAACCAUUGGACAACAAUCCGGACCAUCUGACGUGGGAGGCUGCAUGGCUCUCCGAGGACAACCGGUCAUCGGUGCCACUAGGUGGAAAGUCAAAAAAAAUCACUCCCAAAUCUAUCUUUAUCACACCAUUCCUCAACAACUAUAAUACGUCCGCAUGUCCACCGGAUUACAAGGUGGACUACAACGGCAAAUGUAUUCAGGUGGUGAGCAUCAACACGGCGGACAUUCUGGUGACGAAGCUUCAGAGUCUCUUCUCACAGCAUGGUGACGGCGGAAGUAACGGUCCAGGUACUGGCGAAGAUGACUACGACUACGAUUAUGAUUCGACGGGACCGUUCCACGUGAAUCUUCCACUCAGUAUCGAUUUACCACCGGACCCACCACAACAACCCGUUUCGCAAGCAACACCUAAUCUAACAUACAAAGAUAUUCCCGAACCAAGCUUCUACGACAGUGCCAUGGUGGAGAUUGCAACAGUCGACCAGGACAAGGCAAAGAUAACAACUGUUUCGGUGUUCGACUCGGAAAAACCAUCUUCCGUGAUGCCCUUUCUUCCCGCGUCCACCUCCAGUACAUCCGAACCGGCAAAGGUGGACCAAAGUCACGCCGAAAGUACGCACACCGACAUAUCCUUUCUCGCGUUCGAAACCCUUCCCAACGGAACGCUGGUCGGACAGGUGGAAUUGGAAGGAAAAAAUAGUACGAUGGUGCAGAGUAUUAUUGUUUCAUCCACUACAACUGAUGUACCGAUGGCCGACAGUGGCAGCACAGCGGAGUCUACAAUCAUUAAGCUCGAUAGUAGGGCCGGUACAACGACUGAUCCUGUUGCUGAUACAACUUUUACGGAUGGUGAUGCAAUAGCGAGCACAGUGCUACUCACGCAGGACGUGUUAACGACAAUGGCAAUGCAAGAAGACGAUAGUGGUAGCAACUCCACGGAAAAGGAAGUAGAUGAUGCAAUCAUUGCUACGGACGUUACUAAUAUAGGUGCGACCAGUACUACCGAACAGAACGAAUCGGAUGUGGAGCGAAUGAAUCUGGAGUUAAAGGAGGAACUGUUAUUAAUAGACAGUAAUCGCAGUUCGCUAGCUCCACUAGAUCCAUCGGACGUUUCUGAGAUGGAUCCGAAUACAUUUCCAACAGUUCAACCGCUACCAAGCGACGAACAAACAGUCGUCAUUAAAGACCCUAAACUCAUUACAUUGAAAACAACAGUUUCUCCACCGCUACGUCCGUAUGUAGCAAUACCUACAAAGCCUUCAGUGCAGAUUAUUACGCCGAUCAAGGGCAGUUGGGAUCUGGGAAUCAAAGGUGGAUCAGCACACCUAAUAGCUGCUAGCCAUCUUAACCAACAGGAUCGAACAACGCGUGCGACACCGGAAACAACCACGCCAACGAUCAAUGCGGAAAGGUCGACCGAGGUAACGACUAUUCUGAUAGCACGACAAGAAUCUCAGGAGGACACCAAAAACAGCGAGAAAGUGAACCAUCUGGAGGCUCAUCAGCCACUUCGCGGGCUAUACCCGGGUAACAUUAAUUUUGCGUAUCAUAAUUUGCCUGAAUCAACGAAUGCUUCUACUACUGAAGUGAGUGAGUUCACCGUCGAACCUGAGACUACAACCACAAACAGCUUCUUGCAGGUUCGGCCACUAGCAUCCACUCCGCCGAGUAGUAGUAAUAUUAAUUACUUAGAACAACUGCGUAAAAUAAACGAAAUCGUAGCUGAAAAGCGACGUCACCAACAGCAACAAGAGCUACACCUCGGUGCAAGUUCAUCCACUUCGAACAUACGGUUCCCAUCGCAAGAUGACGAACAAAUGUACAGUGCAGCAAGUAACAAUUAUCAGACAAACGGUGUUCGAUUUCCCGGUACAGCAACAAACCGUCUACCUGCUUCCAACAGCAAUCGUCUACCGGAUAUCUUCCCCAAGAAAUCACCAGAUAGUACGACGCAAAGGCCUGUCUUCUGGUGGCUCCCGUCCGGCUGGGAGGUCGACCAAACGGGCAACAAACCGAUGCUUCUGCGUUUCUGGUCCCGGAUGCCACUAGUACGUGAUAGCGCAUUGCAGCCAACAUCGGCAUCACCCACGGAAACUGUCAAACCCGAUCGUAUUGAUACGGAUGCUGAAACUAAUAACAACCGAUGGCGUUCGGCAACAGGCUUUCAGCAACAUCAACCGAUUACAGGUACAUCACAUUCGGUGGCAACAGCGCGGGGCAACUCUAAAAGUCCAAGCGAAAAUUUCUACAAGGAGGUAUCUGCCCAGGAAGUUUACAAGGUAAUGAAUGCACGUCAACUGAACCACCAUCAUCAAAGAUAGGCCGGUUAGUUUGUCUUUUGUUCCCAAAAUAAUCCAAACGCCCCGCCCUUCUCUCUGCCAGUGGGUCAAACGUACUCAUGCUUGAGAACGCACACACGUGUAACGAGAAUACGGCAACCUUUACCAAAGUCCAUACCAGCAGGCUUCGCAAGUCCAGCUUUAAGUAUUACGUAAUAUGACCAUGUCUACCAGGCGCUAAUCCCACGGGAAGCUAGAAGAUUACGAGCGUAAUUUAGUGCACGUGUGCGUAUGUGUGUCUGUACAGGUUGGAUAUGAGAAGAGAUAUAGGGAUUGUCGUCGUUGGUUACUCCAACGUUUUCCGUUAUUGGUAGGAGGUUAAAAAGGUAAGAAUCGCUUCCAAGCUAUCGUCCUUUUGCCAGUGUAUUAUCAUUUUAUUUCGUCAUGCAAUCUUUCCUUCUCGUUUGAUUUUUCAGCACCCUGCUUAAAGAUCGUCCUCCAUACCGUCCUACAUUACAAAUCAGACAAUCUGUGAUAUUGUGUUUAAAAGUUGCUGUCUUAUCUAACGUAAGAACAUGUGGUAAACUGUUUUACAUUUUUCCUCCCAACACUCUAAAGUUAUGUUAUAUUUAAGAGCUUCCUGCAACACUCGAUGGUGUUGCUGUUUUUACAAUAUCCAAUCUAUUUCUAUUGAAAGGACGCAAAAGAAGUAUUUUCGUAUUUUGAAAGUACUACUCUUUCCAAAGGAUCUUCCCAUUACGGUAGGAAGGUACGAUCUUAAGGCGUAAGUGUAGUGAAACAUCACACGAUUUUAGUUCAACAUGUUCUAUGUCCGAUUGAUACUCACACAAAUGCAUGACAUGUGUAUUUGAUUUGAGUGAGCAGCAAUAUGAACAGAUAGUAGAUUUCUAACAAACAAAUACAUUUUGAUCGCACUAAAAUAGAAACGCAUCAAUAAUUUCUGCAUUGGAGUACCGAAUUUGUCUAAUUUGUUGUAAUACCUUUCUAGUACCUUUCAUUCAACCUGACCAGAUCCUGACUAAUUGUACAUAUAUUGGAAGUACUAGUAGCAAACGAUAUACCAUUGUAUUAAGACGUUUUAUGAACAAGACUAGCCGUUAAGAUUUCUAUUAUCUAUUAAACUUUUAGCUAACUCGGUACUCACCGACACACAUACACACACAAACGCCUGCACCCUUUCAUGAUGAAACAGAAAAAAAAGUUCAGUACUGUAUGGCGAAAGAUAGAGAAGCAGAGAAACCCCUUAUCUACUUACCCCUUAUACUUAUACUGUGAGGUGCGAUAUGUUUAUGUAAACCUGUUGCUUAUAUGUUACUGUACAAUGCGUCAUGUUACGUUUAGGGUCGUGUUAGAAGAUGUGUGCAUUAGAAACAUAAACAAACAUUCUGUUCUUAUACCCUUUUUGAUACUUCGUCAGUUUUUCCAGUGCUACUAGUAGUAAUAGUAGUAGCUGCUGCUGCAUCAAAAAUAUUUUGUCCGGAUGUAUGUGCCAAAAUAUAUAUACAUUGGUUUUGUGUGCGUGCAUGUUCAUGUUACGCAGUGGAAAAGCGACCUAAUCGUCAUAAGUCAUAAAAUCAUAGUUUAGUGAGCUAUAAUACAAUUGCAAAACAACGAAGCGUGUCUAAACUAUGUCGUCAUACAUCACAGAGCCAAUAAUUUCUUGUAUAUCCUGUUUCACGGAUUUUCUGUCCAAUUGUACAAUUUUUAAUCAAAAACUUAAUUUUUACUAAUGUCCUAACAGUAUAAUAUUUACUCGCUGUUUGUAUCGGUUUUAGGUGUAGGUGUUGCCAAACAAAAACAAUUAAUCUUUAUUGGCAAGGAAGGAUACCUUUUCUUCAGAUUAGUACUGAUGGUUUACUGUAAAUAUUGUUGUCGAUGAAUAACCGACCAACGCAAAAUAUCCGUAGAAACGACCGAUUAUAAUUCUUAUUGUUCUUUACGUUGUAUCUCGUGUUUGCCUUUGUAGUAACCCAGCACUCAGCCACUAAUUCAGCAGUAGCUGUUCGAUGUUGUGACAUUGUAGAAAAUUUUCCUCUAAUGGCAAAUGAUGUUACUCUACAAUAGCAAACAUCAAAAUUUUGUAGAUUUACGCGGUUGCAUUGCAGUUAGGCAAAAGCAUCGAUUCGGGUGUACUACGUAUAAAGUACUGAAUGAAAAUUAAGUACGAUAUUUUUACAUCAAUCCGUAACAUGAUCCCGCUCCUAUAGUCGUUGAACGCACAAAUGAGAAUAUCCUAACAGGUGUUAAGGAUUUUGAUAACAAGCAACUAGCACUCCUGUUAUGUAAUCGCCGGUCGUAAACAUAUAGCCUGACUAUUUCAACCAAAACAGUAUCCUUUAACUGUGCAGUUAAGUAAAAUACGGACACCAAGCCUAAUAAGUCCACCGUUCUAGGAAGAAUAAUAGAAGGCAGACGGCUCAUCUAAUAGCCCCUAUAAGGAACGCAUAGUAGACAUGACUACAUAUAUCUUACAGUCGUAAAUUUAAACAUAAAACCAAUCAACAAACGAAGAAAAUUAUCGUACACAUUUA